AUGCAACCCUCAUCCCUCCUUCUCCUGGCUUCGACCUACGCCAUCUCUACCUCAGCAAUAGCCAUCACCACCACCACCUCAGGCUACUGCACCGGAACCUCUAGCACCGGAAACAGCACCAUCAUCCCAGGAACCACCUGCACAGCAGAAUGUUCCCUGGAUCGCCCCGGCGGAGACUUCCUUCCCGGUCAACGAGUCGCAGACCUCGCCGCUUGUGCAGCAGCAUGUAACGCCGAGCCCAACUGUCUGACCGCCUCUUUCGUMGAAGCAACGGGAUACUGCUAUCAGAAAAACUUCAUCCUCAACCCAGUCUCCAAGUCUGACGUUGACGGGGUCAUCUGUCGUACUUGUGCCAACGGAUCUACCGUUCCAGGGACGAAUUGUGUGGAGGAGUGUGGAAUGGAUCGUCCUGGUAGCGAUAUCCAGGCUAUUCAGUUCGAGGGAGCAGAUGGUCUGCAGAGGUGUGCGCAGGCUUGUAAUGGUAACCCUUCAUGUGUUACUGCGCAGUACAGAGCCGACAACCGGUUCUGCUAUUUAAAGGAGCGUGCCAACCAGGCUGUUGCCGACUCCAAUGUUAAUGGUGUUGUGUGCCCAAAGAGCUCUGUGCAGUGA
Molecule: messenger RNA, 612 nt
Organism: Ramularia collo-cygni
Lineage: Eukaryota; Fungi; Ascomycota; Dothideomycetes; Mycosphaerellales; Mycosphaerellaceae
Exons: 2
Coding region: 1-612 (203 amino acids)
Source: RefSeq, a predicted model, not a curated record